AUGAAAGGCAAUUUUUAGAGAAAUGGUAAGAGUUGUAGGAGCCUGAUGAAUCGUCUAACACAUAUAUCAAUCACUAACAGCAAGCCGAUCAACAGAAUGAAGCCAGAGGCAUAAAAAUUGAGGUAUAACUUCCUAGAUUAUUUUCAAUUCCUUGAAUAUUUGGGUUUAAUUUGA
Paramecium primaurelia is the source of this 174-nucleotide messenger RNA. The record is from the annotation of a GenBank genome assembly. NCBI's taxonomy places the organism in Eukaryota, Ciliophora, Oligohymenophorea, Peniculida, Parameciidae.